This is a messenger RNA of Guillardia theta CCMP2712, 528 nucleotides long. RefSeq lists its product as hypothetical. The record is from RefSeq and is a predicted model, not a curated record. Bases 1 to 528 code for a protein of 175 amino acids. Lineage: Eukaryota; Cryptophyceae; Pyrenomonadales; Geminigeraceae. The transcript has a single exon.
AUGCAGAACUUUCCUAAUGCAUCUAGAGAUCUAGCGCAAUUCCUUCUUCUCGCAUCAAGCAUGAGACCGGAAAGCAAGGAUGACAGCUCAUCGAAUCAGGCUCCUCUUCUUGCACUCCCGAGGAACCGUCUUGCGGAAUCGGAACCGAGCAAACAAGCUCGUUCAUCAACGGCGAGGGCUAUGAUCACGAACAGCAAGCCUGAUGACCAGUCCUCCAACACACAGAUUGAGAGUGACGAGCUCUCUAUGUCUUCCUCGGACGAAGCCCUCGAAUCUAUCGAGUCAAGCCUCAACUGGCCCUGGCCACCUCAGAGCAGGUUCGAGAAGCUCGAAGAGGUCGAUCUUCAGCUGGAAUCCGAUAUGAAGAAGUCGAGGAAGAGGAAGGGCUUGGAGUGCACAGGGUCGUCUUGCCACGCGCCAUUGAAACGUCAGGCCUCCUCCCUGGGAUUGGAUGAUAGCGAGCUUUCACUGGGUCCUGGAGACCCCUACGUUGUGAGAUCCUCCAAGUCGAAGAGGAGGCAUCACUGA